Zea mays is the source of this 1306-nucleotide messenger RNA. RefSeq lists its product as uncharacterized. The coding region runs from base 269 to 1099 and encodes 276 amino acids. The record is from RefSeq and is a predicted model, not a curated record. The transcript is spliced from 6 exons. Lineage: Eukaryota; Viridiplantae; Streptophyta; Magnoliopsida; Poales; Poaceae.
AUAUUACUCGCAUAUGAGUCGUUGCCUCGCAGUUUAUAUCCCUACUGUUUCGGACUUUCGGGUUUUGGCCGACACCCGACAAUCUUAACAUCAAACUCGUCGUCCACGCCUCCUCGGCAAGGUUGCGUACGGCGUGGCCCUAAGGUUCAUCUCGCCGCCUCCCUCAACCUCUUGAUUCCGCCUCCCUCAACCUCUUGAUUCCGCCUCCCUGAAGGCAUACCAGCGGGAUCAAGCUAUUUUGCUGGCCAACCGAACGGUCAAGCCGACGAUGACGCUCGGAUCGGCGGCACACAAGAUCCCGCUGGAGGUUGCGCACACCCUCGUCGAGAUCGCCGAGGUCGCGCGCUACGCCUACCACCACCGCCCCGGCCGCCCUGCAACCCACGAGGGGGACCCGACUGCGCCGCCCGCAGGGGCUGAUAGCAGCGGGGGCACCAACGAGGAUGCCGCGCGGCUGCUGGAGGAGAACGCCAUGCUCCGCGCCCGACUCGCAGAUGACCUCGCGCUCCUGCGUGAGCUCCACGGCGCGCCCUGCGUCUCCAAGGAGUGCCCUCCUGAUCUAUACAACCGAUUGAUGGCGGCGGUCAACAAUGUUAGCUUCCUUGCUCAUCUCGAGAAAUUACAGGAUGAGUCAGCACGUCAACUUAAUGAACUAACUUCUGGCGACAUGACAGAGGUGGAAGCUGCAGACAUUCCGGACAAAGCGGGUAACGGGAAGAAAGGAUUGUGGGUCUUGGUCCCUUGUGAUACAGCUGGAGCUAAUUUGGAGGAAAUUAGUGGGAUUGAUGAUGAAAAUUAUGUCAUAGUAAAUGAAGACGAUAUAGUCGAUGGUAUUGCCGCCUUUGUUGCUAGGUGCAUUCUUGAAGAUCCAAAAUCCAAGUCGUUAUCGCCAAUGCAGCUCCAAAAGGCUGUUGCAAAGGCAUUAGAUAGCAUGAAAGCUCGAUGGAGAUGGUCAACCUUUUGGGAGGCUGGACAGAUUAUAUAUAUCUUGGCUACUUGGGGCAUCACAUUAGCAGGGUUGUACAAGAGCCGCCAUGUCCUGAAGGUGGCAGCAAAGGGUGCUGCUGUGUCUGCCAGAUUUGUUAUGAAGGCCAUUUGAGUGUAAGAGGCACUCAUGUGGGAUCAGCAAUUUGCAAAAUGUAAAUACAAAACUCGUCCCGUCAGUUGUGCAUAUGGUUGUGGCAUGUUUAUCAUGAUGAAGUUAUGAUCAUCCAGACAUGAAAAACUGUUUCAUUUAUUUUCGUUGUAUGGACGGUGGUGUGAUUGCAGAAAAAAAAAAGAUACAUAUGUGAUUACUUGUAGGAUC